Trypanosoma cruzi is the source of this 1869-nucleotide messenger RNA. Its product is annotated as serine/threonine protein kinase, putative. Bases 1 to 1869 code for a protein of 622 amino acids. The transcript has a single exon. NCBI's taxonomy places the organism in Eukaryota, Euglenozoa, Kinetoplastea, Trypanosomatida, Trypanosomatidae. Gene Ontology annotation, molecular function: ATP binding; protein kinase activity. Gene Ontology annotation, biological process: protein phosphorylation. The record is from RefSeq and is a predicted model, not a curated record.
AUGCUGAAUCUCCGUGAAGUAUUGUUAAAUUCCCGUCAGUGCGUCUCAAGCCAGCAGCGGAUGGAGCGGUGCGUUCUUCUCUUCCCCUUUUACGCCGUUUCCCCCGCCUACAGCACCAAAACUGGUACGCCUUCUCCGAAGGCGGAAGAGGAGAUUUGUGAGCGAGGCAGCCGGGAUGCAUUCCAGCUCAUUGGCUCGCUGAACGACAAGACGGUGCCAGCCGGUUUAGAGGACAGUUUUGUCUCACAGGUGCAACUUGUUCGGGCGCUUAAUAGCAGUGCAUUCAGCACUAUUUUUUUGGCUACCAGAGGCUCAACGCAGCGAAGUGACAUACAGAAGGAAGGCAGCCAGCUUCCGCCUUUACACAUGAAUAGUGAGGUUGGGGUUUCUUCGUCGUCUCGUCCUUGUAGUGUUUCUUCGGCCGCGAUUACUUCCCCGCCCCUUCGGCAGCAACAGUGCAUCGUCGUAAAAUUUAUAGAAUUGGGGAAAGAAGACAAAAAACUUCGGGAACUUGCCAAUAGGGAAAUCCAGUGCCAUCAGUCCUGCAAUUUUUUCUCAAUCCCACAGUUCUAUGGUGUCUACACGCGCCGCCUGUGCCCAGAGGCCCCGCCACACCCGGUGAAGAAUCCCAUCACUGCACAUGUGUUGGAGAUGGAAUAUGCCAACAACGGUGAUCUUUCUCAAGAGAUUCGGCUGCGUGUGAAGAAUGACUACAAACUCUUCUCUGAACGUAAUGCAUUAUUGAUUUUUGAACAAGUUCUUUUGGCAGUGGACUACCUACACGACAAGGGGAUCAUUCACCGUGACAUCAAAGCGGGAAACGUGUUUCUUUGCAGCAACGGGUUAGUGAAACUGGGUGACUUUGGGCUGAGCAAAUUCACGCCGGGUGAUGUCAACGAGAAGAGAAAUGGAUCGUUUGUGGGCACGGCGUCUUAUAUCACGCCUGAAAUGUGGGAGCGUAAGCCGUACGGUGGGAAGGCGGAUAUUUUUUCCUUGGGGGUACUGUUGUACGAGAUUUUUACACUGAGAAAACCAUUUGUUGGAAAAGAUAAAAAUGAAGUUAGGCAAAAUAUAUUAAAACAAGAGCCGAAGAUACCGUCUCAUGUUUCACCUGAAAUUGCCAGCAUCGUGCUUGCAAUGUUGCAAAAAGAACCCGAUCUUCGUCCUUCUGCUAUGGAUGUGUUAUUGUUACCGCUGAUGCGAAACACAUUGGCGAGUUUUCUGAAGUCCGUGAUUAUGGAUGGCAUGAAUGAUACUCUGCGACGUGGGAGGGAAAUAGGGAACGGCAGCGUUAGCGAUAACUUCGCAGACAGCACUCGUCAGUCAGGUGAAAAGGCGACUGUAUACUGCCGUCUCUUAUCGUGCGAACGAGAGAAAGUACUGCUGGAUUUAUCCUGGGUGUAUCGACGAAUUCUUUAUAAGGCAGUAACAUUGUCGAGUAGGGCAAGCCAAAUAAGGUUGCAGUUGUCAAAGCUGAAUGCGCUGACAAGGAAGACGUCACAGGUACUUAUUGAGGGUGAAAUACUGAAGGAAAAUAGUGGCUGCUGGAAGUUGCGCCAUUUGUGCCUGCGUUGGGCAACAGACUCAACUGAUAUGAGUCCACAGCAAGAGUCAGCGCAUUCUGGGGUUAUUGAACUGAUAUUGUCGCUUAAAAAGGACUCAGCCGAGAGCACUCGUACAUGUGUGAGCUCGUUUAUUGACUGUUUUGAGGUUCUUGAGCGGUACGCCAUGGAUGGGGCAAAAUAUGUUUUUGCAUUGCUUAGCAGGACGGGGAAAACGAUAUUCUUUCAAGCCUCCUCUGAAGAAGAGAGACAGCGAUGGAUAUCUUUCUGCCUUGCCUCCAUUCAGCACAAUAACGGGUUGGCGUAG